This is a messenger RNA of Orbilia oligospora ATCC 24927, 564 nucleotides long. RefSeq lists its product as uncharacterized. Bases 1 to 564 code for a protein of 187 amino acids. Gene Ontology annotation, biological process: protein peptidyl-prolyl isomerization; protein folding. Gene Ontology annotation, cellular component: intracellular membrane-bounded organelle. The transcript has 5 exons. NCBI's taxonomy places the organism in Eukaryota, Fungi, Ascomycota, Orbiliomycetes, Orbiliales, Orbiliaceae. Gene Ontology annotation, molecular function: peptidyl-prolyl cis-trans isomerase activity. The record is from RefSeq and is a predicted model, not a curated record.
AUGGCCGCCGCUAUCGUAACCGAGAAGCCGCUCUCAAACCCGUCGAACCCUGUCGUCUUCUUCGACGUAGCCCUGGGAGGAAUGAAUGGCGAACCUCUUGGACGUAUAAAGAUUGAACUCUUCGCAGAUGUUGUCCCGCUCACCGCAGAGAAUUUCCGACAGUUCUGCACUGGUGAGUCGAGGAAUAGUAUGGGGCGACCGCAAGGGUACAAAGGAUGUAAAUUUCAUCGUGUGAUCAAAGGUUUCAUGAUCCAAGGAGGCGACUUCUUAAACGGCGAUGGAACCGGUGGAACAUCGAUAUAUGGAACCCGUCAUUUCAAAGAUGAGAAUUUCGUCAAGAAACACGAAGCGGCUGGAAUUCUUUCCAUGGCGAACUCGGGACCGGAUACAAAUGGAUCGCAGUUCUUUAUCACCGCCGAUGCAACGCCGCAUCUAGAUAACAAGCAUGUCGUGUUCGGACAAGUCGUCGAGGGUAUGGAUGUCGUGAGGAAGAUCGAGAACGCCAGAACAAUUCUUGAUCGUCCGACUUCGGAUUUGGUUAUCACGCAGUGUGGGGAAAUGUGA